This is a messenger RNA of Bursaphelenchus okinawaensis, 891 nucleotides long. NCBI's taxonomy places the organism in Eukaryota, Metazoa, Nematoda, Chromadorea, Rhabditida, Aphelenchoididae. The record is from the annotation of a GenBank genome assembly.
AUGCAUGAAGCCAAGGUUGUAGUGGGUAUCGCGUCGGUCUGCUCGGCCUUCGCCAUUCUGGCCGUCCUCGUGGUCGUCCCCAACCUGUACAGCACCAUCAACGCCGUCAACGACCGCGUCCAGAUGGGCGUCCAGAAGUUCCGCGACGACACCGACGGCGCCUGGACCCAGUUGAUGGAGGUCCAGCUCUCCGUCACUCCACCAUCCAAGCCACGUGAGAACCCAUUCAACUCCAUCUUCCGUCAGAAGCGUCAAGCCGCCGGCGGUCUGCCUUCGUGGUGCCAAUGCGAGCCCGCCAAGCCAAACUGCCCACCCGGCCCACCAGGACCACCCGGUCCACCCGGUACUCCAGGUCAACCAGGUAACCCCGGUCCACCAGGAAACGACGGAGCCCCAGGAGAGGCCGCUGCCCCAUGCCCAGCUCACGACACCAGCUGCAUCAAGUGCCCAGCCGGACCACCAGGCCCACCAGGUCCAGAUGGACCACCAGGAACCCCCGGCCCAGACGGUCAGCCAGGUCAACCAGGAACCGGCGGCGGACAAGGACCACCCGGACCACCAGGACCAUCCGGAGACGCCGGACCAUCCGGUCAACCAGGAGCUCCAGGACAGCCCGGUCAACCAGGUCAAGACGGUACCCGCUCCACCUCUCAACCCGGACCAAAGGGACCACCAGGCCCAGCUGGACCAGCCGGACAACCAGGACCAAACGGAAACCCCGGUCAACCCGGAGGCCAAGGACCACCAGGCCCACCAGGACCAAACGGUCAACCUGGUCAGCCAGGUCAGGACGGUACUCCAGGUCAGCCAGGAGGUCCAGGUCUUCCAGGAUCGGACGCCGCCUACUGUCCCUGCCCACCCCGUACCUCGGUCUUCGUCCACCGUUCUUAA